AUUACUGUAUGCGAUCGUAUUUAUGACAACAACAUCAUUUCACACUUAUAUAUAUAUAUUACUAUAACAACUGCACUGGAGAUUAAUACAUGUUUGGACGAACACUAUAUGCGUUUUUACAAUGGGAUGUAUAGGCAGCAAACCACGCCAAACAGCUGUCGGACCGCAGAAAACAGACGUUUCAAAUGUUAAAUCAGUAGAAAACGUGAAAGUACCGGUAGUUGAAUCGCCCCAAGAAGGGAUACACGAGUUCGCAGACAUUGAUCAGCAUGUCCAAAAGGCACCUUCAGCGCUAAAGGAAUCCGUCGAAUCUCUUGUGAAUUACGUGAUGACGAAAACUAAGGACCAACGACUUCUAGUGCGAGGGUUUUUUGUUUGGAUUGCAGAGAAUAUAAGGUACGAUAUCGAUGGUUUAUUGGGCCGACAGCCACGUGCACCGAAUGACGUCACGUCCGUCAUGAAAAAUGGGCUGAGCGUCUGUGAAGGUUAUGCCAGUGUGAUGGAAGCCCUCUGCAGAUCUGCAGGGAUAGAGGUAAAGAAACUCUCUGGGUUUUCGAAGGGUUUUGGAUACGACGCAGAUAAGCCGUUUACAGAGUCAAGCCAAACCAGCCACGCCUGGAACGCUGUACGUCUUGAUGGUAAGUGGUUCUUGUUGGACUGCACAUGGGGCGCUGGUCAUACGGACGGGCACAUCUAUGUCAAAGAAUUUAAAGAGUUCUACUUUUUGACCGACCCUGCGCAAUUUGUUAACGAUCAUUUUCCAUACAUGGAUAAUAAUUUGGCAGAAAGCAUGAAAUGGCAGCUUUUGAAAAAGCCCGUAACUCUUGAGGAGUUCAACAAGAACGCGCAGCUCAAAUCACACGCUUUUGCUCUGGGCGUGGUCCCUGAAAGUCACAAGAGUGGAACGAUAACAAUGACCAAUGAAAUACAGCUUAAAUUUAGAAGCAAGAACAAGAGAUUGCAUUACAAAGCCACACUUUGGCAUUUGGAUGGACACACGUGGCGCGAAAAGGCCGAUGCUACAUUGGCCAGAAGUAUUGGGGAUUUGGGCGUAAUAAGAGUCCAUCCACCACUGACUGGAAAAUACAGGCUUGACAUUUUCGCAAAGGAAGGUUCGGGAGCAGGCACAAUGGCACAAGUGGCAGUAUACGUUCUGCACUGCAAUUCUGUACGUGAUGGUGAUUUCCAAUUUCCGAUUGUUUACGCCUCCAUUUAUACGGAUCAAUGCGAGAUUGUCCAGCCUCAGAACGCUAAACUUCCUGCAAACAGUGAAAUUAAUUUUGAAAUAAAGGCUCCGGAUUUGGAUGGAAUCAGUGUGAAUCGGGAACCACUUCAGAAAAACGGGGGACUUUUCAGUGGUAUAGUCAGAACCGGAGACAAGGGCUGUGCAUAUAAGGUUAAUGCGGUAUUUAAAACAGGCAACACAACACGCUGGGAAGCAAUGUUCCAGUAUCACACUGAGUAAGCGUUCGAGCUGUUAGGGGAACUUAAGAACUUCGCGCUAAGCACAAUAUUAAUACUGAAAAAAACAACUUUAAGCUUUUAAGUCGCGAUAUGCUUUUUUAAUCUUUUAUUUUGCUCUGUUUUUCUAUCUUCGUUUACUGUUUGAGAUCACGAAUUGUUGUGUUGAUGGUGAUAUUGUUGCUUUUGAUAUUUACAGGGUAUAGUAUUUACCGGAAGUUCGUUUUAAUUUACUGUUUUUUGAUGUGUUAACGACAAAUACCGGUAUUUUUUACAUGUAUAUAAUGAUAUUGAAUUUACAUAUUACUGAAUUAUUUCAAUAAUGCCUCAUGCAUUUCAAACAAUCUGAGCUCCCCAAUGAUCGAUCUCGACUUCAGGACAGCUGCGAGAGCGAUAUUAUCAAGUCUCCACAUGUGGAUGCAGUCAAUGGCAAUAUUAAGAAGGCAAAACUUUAUUGAAUUUCUACUGUAUAUGGAACUGGACUUUUGACUAGUAUUCAGGUUAAGCCUUCAAUUUAAGCUACAAAUUUGUCAAUUUCAAGAUUUAUAUUGGAAAGAAACUGAGCAUCAAACAACGUUGUAAACCUUGAAAAGGACCGGUGUUUACAAUUCCCAAUUAACUGAGAAGUGCCCAACCACCAGUCAUUAAACAUUCAAAAAUCGCUCAAAAAACGAGGUUGUUUGAUACCAAAGUUGUAAAAAGGGGCUAUUAUAAAGUAACGUGAUCAAAACGAUUCGCGAGAUGCGCUUGAAAGAAUUUUCCCAGUUUUAUGCAGUGUAAGAUUUUAAGACAUGAUCAUCCCUUUGUUCUAAAUAUAUUAGACAUAUGUAUAGAUGGUAGAACAAUAUUCCUAUAUGUGUUAUAUUUUGAAGAUUUCAUGUGGUUGUAAUACUGUUACAUGAUAUGA
Dreissena polymorpha is the source of this 2368-nucleotide messenger RNA. Its product is annotated as kyphoscoliosis peptidase-like. The transcript has 5 exons. The coding region runs from base 122 to 1465 and encodes 447 amino acids. NCBI's taxonomy places the organism in Eukaryota, Metazoa, Mollusca, Bivalvia, Myida, Dreissenidae. The record is from RefSeq and is a predicted model, not a curated record.